AUGGCUUGGGUAGGCAAAGUAAGGGGCUCAGACGAAAGCCAGAGCUGACGUUAGAGCUAAUCCUAAGGCUAAAGCUCAUGCUUGUGCUCAAGCUUAGGUUCGGGCUCAGGCUCAGGCUCAGGCUCAACCCCAGGCUUAGGCUCAGGCUCAAGCUCAGGUUCAGGCUCAGGCUCAGGCUCAGGCUCAGGCUCAGGCUCAGGCUCAAGCUUAGGCUCAUGCUCAUGCUCAUGCUCAUGCUCAUGCGCAUGCUCAUGCUCAUGCUCAUGCUCAUGCUCAUGCUCAUGCUCAUGCUCAUGCUUAUGCUUAUGCUCAUGCUCAUGCUCAUGCUCAUGCUCAUGCUCAUGCUCAUGCUCAUGCUCAUGCUCAUGCUUAUGCUUGUGCUUGUGCUUAUGCUCAUGCUCAUGCUCAUGCUCAGGCUCAAGCUCAUGCUCUAGGUUAA
Molecule: messenger RNA, 439 nt
Organism: Bursaphelenchus okinawaensis
Lineage: Eukaryota; Metazoa; Nematoda; Chromadorea; Rhabditida; Aphelenchoididae
Source: the annotation of a GenBank genome assembly